UUUGCAAGGUGGCAACUUUGUAAAUCCCUCCUUCGGCUCCUGAUGGAAGUUUAAUCCUUUUUCUUAUAUAUGGACGUUCACUGCGCGUUCUGUAUACACCUGCAAUUGAAACAACCAACAGAACAAGAAGAGAACCUGAAGGGCAGAGCAGAAGGUGAGAUGGAAGCUGAGGAAACGGGUGAACAGUGCCGGGGGAAAUGGGUGAUAACCAAGGGAGUGUUCGUGGAGGAGCUGAAGAAGUCGAGCUCCAUCGCGGCUCCAAUGGUGGCGGUGUCGGUGGCGCAGUAUACGCUGCAGGUGGUUUCGAUGAUAAUGGUGGGCCACUUGGGACAGCUCCCCCUCUCCGGUGUCGCCAUUGCCACCGCCGUCACCAAUGUAACCGGCUUCAGCCUUCUCUCAGGAUUAUCAGGCGGAUUGGAAACUCUAUGCGGGCAGGCUUAUGGAGCUCAACAGUACAAGAAGCUCGGAAUCUACGCGCAAAGUGCGAUCCUCUCGCUCAACCUUGUCUGCGUCCCGAUCUCUAUCUUCUGGCUCUUCAUGGACAGGUUCCUCACCCUCAUAGGCCAAGAUCCUCAAAUCUCACAUGAAGCCCAAAAGUACUCAGUCUGCCUCAUCCCGGCCCUGUUUGGUGCUGCAGUCCUCAAACCGACAGUUCGGUUCCUCCAGACACAGAGCCUUACGCAACCGAUGCUCUUCAGCUCUGUCUCAGUUCUCUGUUUCCAUGUUCCUCUGUGUUGGAUUCUGGUGUAUAAGUUCAAGCUUGGCAUAGUCGGGGCAGCACUGGGUUGCGGUGUAUCAACAUGGUUGAAUGUUCUGCUGCUCGGGUUGUACGUGAUGUUAUCCUCAGAUUGUGAGAAGACACGGGUUCAAUUGUCUAGGGAUGCAGUUCUCAGGGUCCGGGAGUUCUUUCGAUAUGCUAUCCCUUCUGCCGUGAUGGUCUGUCUUAAGUGGUGGUCGUGCGAGCUGCUAACACUACUGUCUGGGCUGUUACCGAACCCGAAGCUGGAGACUUCAGUGCUUUCAAUAUGUCUUACGAUCUCCACAUUGCACUUUACCAUUCCAUAUGGUUUCGGAGCUGCUGCAAGCACACGUGUUUCAAAUGAACUCGGGGCCGGGAAUCCUCAAGGAGCGAGAAGGGCAGUUUGGGCAACCAUGUUUCUUGCAAUCAUGGAGGCUCUUCUGAUAGGAACGACCCUCUUCUGCUGUCGAUACGUGUUGGGAUACACUUACAGCAGCGAAAAGGAAGUGGUGCAUUAUGUUGCAGUCAUGACUCCUUUCCUUUGCCUCUCCAUUGUCAUGGACAGUUUGCAAGCAGUCCUCUCCGGGGUUGCCAGAGGAAGCGUGCAGCACAUCGGAGCAUAUAUCAAUCUCGGGGCAUUCUAUCUGGUCGGACUUCCACUGGGACUAAUGUUAGGUUUCGUUGCCCAAUUACGGGCUAAGGGAUUUUGGAUUGGAAUCGUGUCCGGAACUGCUGUGCAGUCUGCUCUUCUUGCCCUCAUCACAGCUUUCACAGAUUGGAGAAAACAGGCGAAUAAGGCAAAGCACAGAAUAUUUCUCGGGAAUUCCCCUCAAGAACAAGGUUAAAUUGUAGCCAUAGAUUUUUAUCUCAUUAUAUUAUUAUUAUUAUUAUUAUUGAACCUUUUAAUUGCUGUCAUUGUGAACUACCUUUGCAUAUGUAUAUUUUCUAAUACAUCUGAGAAAAUUAAUGAAAUAAUCAACCUUUUACUCGUUCUUAUUAUUUCAUCAUCACAUGGAACAUAACAAUUACAAAGAACAGAACAUAAAUAAUUAGAUUUUCUCAAUAGAUCUACAAAAGUAGCACUCCGACCACAUUUAGUAAAUACCAGUAACACACUACAUACCCUUCUCCUUUAUUAAUUUCCACAUCUGGCGGAUCGAUGUUGGAGCUGACCCUGUUAUGGCAUAUAUCAAUCGAUCAUGGACAUACGAACUCAGAGAGUAGCAUAACUUAGGCGAUCUAUAACUGCCAUAAGCUGAUCGAUCUUGCUUCAAACUCCUAGUAAGGCGGAGGAGGGCGUCUCCAAGGCGGAGGUGGGGGCCUGUA
Molecule: messenger RNA, 2065 nt
Organism: Punica granatum (pomegranate)
Lineage: Eukaryota; Viridiplantae; Streptophyta; Magnoliopsida; Myrtales; Lythraceae
Source: RefSeq, a predicted model, not a curated record